AUUAUUCUUAAAUAUAAAGUUUUGAGCUGAAAAGUUCAAAUGUACAUUGUGAUUAUUCCCCAGUAUGCUAAACCUUUGAACAUACUCGAGCGAUGAGUUUAAAUUAAGUAAACCAGUGAUGAGCUUUGCAGUCAGUGGGUGUCUCUUGUUUAUUGACUUUCCUUAGGAAGAGCCUAAAAUCAAUGUGUAAAAACUUUAUACUCAGUUUAUACUCAGUUCUUCUGUUGCUUGCCUUUUUAGUGAUUGCUUUGUCAUCCUUGCCCUGGUGUACUAUCAUCAUUCUUACUGUUUUGUAGAACAACUCCUGUCUGACUUAUUUUAUACACUUUUAAAACAGACUGAUCUUAGAGCUGAUUGCGUAGCUCUUACAGGAGGUAAGAAGUAAAGCAAAUCGAGUUUCCAACUGACAGCUUGUGUGGUCUUCAUAGCAUCAAAAGUCACUGAUUUCAGAUGCAAUGAAGACCAGGCAAGCUUUCAGUGGGAAUUGCAAAGAUAAAGGGUCAUGCUGAAUUAAACUCUGGUUUGAUUAGAAAUACUACCGUCUGAAUGGAAGGCAGAUUGAAGGGUUGCGCUUAAGAUAUGGGAUGGUGAUAAAUUAAAUACUUGGCUCACUGCAGAAGGUUUCUGUUUGAAUACAGAUAUAAGAUGAAGCAGAUGAUGUGCUUUACUGUCUAAUUAGAGGCUUCAAGAGGUUGGAGUGCGUGUGUGUGGGGGGUUACCCUGGACACAUCCUUGUGUCACCUUUUUGUCUCCAAUCCUGGUUCCUAUCCUAGUUCAGUAAAAUGAAUGUUCAGAAAAUCUUUCUCUAAAAUCUUUUAAGAGAUUAGGAUUUUCCGCCCUAUAAUGUUGAAAAUGUUUGCUGUCAUGGUAUGAAUUUACAAGGAAAAUUAAAUUUGAAGUCAGCUGCAGUUCCAUUCCAGGUUUUCAGUGCACAAUUUCACAAUAUGCCUAACGUGUUCAAACUGUGGACCAGGACUUCCCAAAGAAGUAGUCAUGCUCUCCUACUUGUUUCUACUGGUAACUGAUUCUCAGUAUCGUAAAAAGGAUCAGACCUCUGAUGAUACAAGCAUAAAAGCAGAAAUAGAGCAGGCCAAAAUCGCAUUGUUUCAAUUGUGGUUCUGAAGACCAUCAAAUGAAAGACUGUCCAAAGCCACGAAAUGCAGCUCGCAUAAGUGAGAAGAGAAAGGAGUUUAUGGAAGCUUGUGGUGAAGCAAGCAAUCAGAAUUUUCAGCAGCGUUAUCAUGCAGAAGAAGUAGAAGAGAGGUUUGGAAAAUUUAAACCAGGAGUAAUUAGUGAGGAACUUCAAGAUGCACUUGGUGUCACAGAUAAGAGUCUUCCUCCAUUUAUAUAUCGUAUGCGACAGCUGGGUUAUCCUCCAGGUUGGCUCAAGGAGGCUGAAAUGGAGUACUCGGGACUUGCGCUUUAUGAUGGAAAAGAUGAUGGUGGAACAGAAGAUGAAGGAUCUCGUCAACCAAAACGUAUCACUUAUGAUGUCUCUAAGUUGAUAAACUAUCCAGGCUUUAAUAUAUCCACUCCAAGUGGGAUCCCAGAUGAAUGGCAGAUAUUUGGUUCCAUCCCCAUGCAGCCAUCUCAACAGAAGGAUGUGUUUGCUAACUACCUUUCUAAUUUUCAUGCGCCAAGUCCAAAAUCUAGUAAUAAAAGGGCUGCAUCUCAGUCAAGCUCUCAUCAUUCAAAACGGCCAAAAGAAGACAAUUCAGAGGUACCAGCAUCUGACAUGGACCUAGAUUCUGAUCUGGAAGUGUCACAAAGAUCUCAAACUCCUAGCAGUUUUCAGUUCCAACCUCCGCUGCCACCUGGACGUCCAUCGAUGUCAACUCCUCCUCCUUUACCACGAGGAACACCACCACUAAAUCUUACAGCAACUCAACCUUCAACAGCCACCCGCCCUCCUCUUCCUAGGACUACUCCACCAUUGAAUCCUUCCAGUGAUACCCCUCAGCCAAAAAUAGUGGAUUCAAUCAUGGAUGAAGAUACUCUGACCCUGGAAGAGCUAGAGGAACAGCAGCGAUUAAUCUGGGCAGCACUAGAGCAGGCAGAAAGCACAAACAGUGACUCUGAUAUUCCUGUUGAUACACCUUUAACUGGCAAUUCUGUUACAUCAUCACCAUCUAGGAAUGAAGUAGAUCUUGUUGCAGAAGUAAGAUCAUCUGAUGAGGUGAUUACAGUGGAAACCAGGUUUUCCGACAUCCGUGAACAGGUACCAGAAAAUGGACGUUCUGUAACUAGUCCUAAUCCAGGAGACGGUUUACUUAACUUGAAGGAAAAUCCUGAUAAUACAGAUUCUGAAGGCUUGCUGGAUAACACCAUGCCUGCUCCCAGCCAUGAGGUUAACAAUGGAGAAAAUACAGGUGGUAAUAAAGAGGUCACAAGCAUUGAAUCAGCUGCAAAAAACUCCAGUCUUGUUCCUGACAUGAGCAAGUUUGCUGCAGGCAUAACACCAUUUGAAUUUGAAAAUAUGGCAGAAUCAACAGGUGUUUAUCUACGAAUAAGAAGCGUGUUAAAAAAUUCCCCGAGAAACCAGCAGAAGAAAAAGACUUCAUCUUAACUGGUCUAACUUUGUUUCAUUAUGUUCAAAUCUCUGCUUCCUUCUCUUUCCUCUUCCAGUUUUACAAACUUGGAUAGCCUUCCUCAUCCUUUUGCGGGAAGGAGAAAAUCUUGACAAAUACAGCUCUGCCCCGUUCUUCCUUGGGACUGAAGUUAGCACAGGGCUUCCGUAUUGACCAGGACCACCAAUGCAGCCAGAAAAUACAGAAGGAUUUUCCCAAAUUGCAUCCUUCCACUAAGGAAUAACAGGACUGUUGAUUUGUUAAGAGUUAUUUACUUGCCAAUACAUGAAACUCUAAAAAGAGGAGUUUGUGGUUUGCUGUUCAUUACUUUGGCUAAGAUUUAUAUUGUCCUUGAGUUUCAGGUGGAUUGGUGAUUUUUUUAAUAUCUGUCCUUUGUACAAUAAUCUACACUUUAUACAUUUUGCUAAUUAUCCUGUAGAUAAGUUUAAUAUAUUCAGAAUGUUUUUAAAAAGGUCCAACAUUAAGAUUUCCCACAUCGAAAUCCUGACAAUUGGAUGAAAAUAAUCAGGGAUUACCAGCAUUAUCGUCACCAUUUCAAAUAUUUUUAUAAAUUAUUUAUGUGGGUCAGAUUUAAUUACCACUGUAUCUUUUGUAACAUCAUCCUUCAUGUAAACUUGCUGUACAUACAUGUUCAUUGUUGUGUACAGAGGUUUAAUA
This is a messenger RNA of Egretta garzetta (little egret), 3245 nucleotides long. It is a transcript of the gene ZCCHC8, whose product is annotated as zinc finger CCHC-type containing 8. NCBI's taxonomy places the organism in Eukaryota, Metazoa, Chordata, Aves, Pelecaniformes, Ardeidae. Bases 1133 to 2566 code for a protein of 477 amino acids. The record is from RefSeq and is a predicted model, not a curated record. Gene Ontology annotation, molecular function: RNA binding; zinc ion binding. The transcript is spliced from 8 exons. Gene Ontology annotation, cellular component: catalytic step 2 spliceosome.